GAAAGCUUGUGUGCACAUCCUGUCAGAAGAAGAAGAGAGGACUACACGUGUUUACCUUCCCAGAGAUACAGAUAUUUUUAAUAAUUGUCUCAAAUUCGGGGUUUCUGGGUCUUGAAGUGAAAUAAAAGAAGAUAAAAAUGCCGAAGGUGAAAGCGGAGAAGAAGAGCAGGCAGCACCAGGAGGUCAAAAACCAAGGGAUCAUGUUCAACACGGGCAUCGGUCAGCACAUCCUGAAGAAUCCACUGGUCGUCAAUGGGAUUAUUGAGAAGGCUGCAUUGAGGCCGACAGAUGUGGUUCUGGAGGUGGGACCCGGUACUGGUAACAUGACAGUGAAACUGCUGGAAAAAGCAAAGAAGGUGGUGGCUUGUGAGCUGGACUGCAGACUAGUGGCUGAACUUCAGAAGAGAGUACAGUGCACACCCAUGCAGACCAAACUCCAGAUAUUAGUUGGAGAUGUACUGAAAACAGAUCUGCCCUUCUUUGACGUCUGUGUGGCCAAUUUACCCUACCAGAUUUCAUCACCGUUUGUCUUCAAGCUGCUGUUGCAUCGACCUUUCUUCAGGUGUGCCGUGUUGAUGUUCCAGAGAGAGUUUGCCAUGCGACUCGUCGCCCCACCUGGAGACAAGCUGUACUGCAGACUGUCCAUCAACACACAACUACUGGCUCGUGUAGACCAUCUCAUGAAGGUCGGGAAAAAUAAUUUCCGCCCUCCUCCGAAAGUGGAGUCAAGUGUCGUCAGGAUAGAGCCGAAAAAUCCUCCCCCUCCGGUGAACUUCCAGGAGUGGGACGGCCUGGUCAGAAUAGCCUUUGUAAGAAAAAAUAAAACACUCAGUGCUGCAUUCAAGUCCACUGCGGUUGAACAGCUGCUGGAAAAGAACUACAGAAUCCACUGCUCUCUACACAACGUGGAAAUCCCAGCGGACUUCAGCAUCAGUAAGAAGAUUGAGAGCGUUUUGCAGGAGGCUGAUUUCUGUGAGAAGAGAGCCAGGUCCAUGGACAUUGAUGACUUCAUGGUGCUGCUUCAUGCAUUCAACUCUGCAGGGAUCCACUUUUCAUAACAGGCAGAGGAAACUGAAGACAAUAGUCCCGUGACUCUGGAUGUUCUGGCUUUAUUAUGAAAGGCGAGAAGUUAGUGGUCAGAUGAGUGGAAAGAAAUCGGCCGACUGACUCAAUGACCUUUCCUCCGCACAGACUUUGUUUUGAGGAAUUGAAUUUCAGAGGUUGAAAUACUUGGAUGAAAUGCACAAAGAGCUCAUAUUGAGUUUUCUGUUUUACCCUUACGAGUGCAGAUUAAGCAUUCUGGGCAUGCAUGGAAAGACCUCUUGGUUGUUUGGGACUGUCACUGUUUGUGUGAGAGUUUGUCCUUCAUUGAAAAUAAUAAUUGAGUGAUUUAAUGGAUGAAUAUUCUCAUAAAAACAAUACACAGUUUAUCUAAACUACAAAAUGACCUCCUUGUGGAAAAGGUAAAUAUUAACAAGUAUAUAUGAGUGAGUGUUUGCAAAUUAAAUUGAGAUUGUCCAAAAGUUUUUUUUCUCGCACUUUUCUUCCUGUGUGCUAACACCAUCUUUAAUCCAUAAUUUUUUAAAACAAAAAGCUGAUUCAAAACUCAAAGAUUCAUGUCUAAUGAUAGGUCUUGCAGCAAUAUGUUACUCGUUAUUUGAAAAGUUGUUCCUGUGUCUAGAGCGCAAGUACAUGUCUGACUAGUUUAAAAGUUUGUACGGGAAAAGGUAGUGUUAGACUCUACUCUUUGUACCGUUAAAGGUUGUCACUGCCUGUGUACAUAAGUUGCAAUUAAACCUCUUGAGUUUUAUUUU
Larimichthys crocea (large yellow croaker) is the source of this 1814-nucleotide messenger RNA. RefSeq names its product DIM1 dimethyladenosine transferase 1-like (S. cerevisiae) (gene dimt1l). Gene Ontology annotation, molecular function: rRNA (adenine-N6,N6-)-dimethyltransferase activity. The transcript is spliced from 12 exons. Gene Ontology annotation, biological process: rRNA methylation. The coding region runs from base 138 to 1058 and encodes 306 amino acids. Lineage: Eukaryota; Metazoa; Chordata; Actinopteri; Sciaenidae. Gene Ontology annotation, cellular component: nucleolus. The record is from RefSeq and is a predicted model, not a curated record.